AUGGAAUCGGAGGUAGAAGCUCGUCAAGAGUCGGCGGUUUAUGAUUACUCUGAGCUACCAACGGAUAGCUCGAUUCGAAUUCUCCAGAUUGCCCCAGAUGGCUCAGACAUUCAAUCCUUUUCUCUGCGACUUAACACCUUCCCGUUAGAAGGUGCGCCACCAUUUUGGGCGUUAUCGUACACAUGGGGGCCGCUAGAUUUCGACGAAUGCUCCGCUCAGCUUACAGGGUCCGAAACGCGUCUUCACGAUGUCGAAUGCGAUGGUCAAGUAGUCAGGGUCGGCGAGACCCUAUAUGACUACCUUGAUCAAGUCAAGAAAGAAAUGUCGAGCUCUUUCGGGGCAAGAAAACAUCAAACCGGCCCUCCUGCAGCCAGCCCUUCAUACCGUUUACCUCUACCUGCCAAAGCCGUGAAUCUGUGGGUCGAUGCCAUGUGCAUAGACCAAAACAGCAGCCAAGAAAAGUCCCACCAGGUUCAAAUGAUGGGUCAGAUCUACGAAGCUGCCCGCAAUGUCAUCGUCUGGCUUGGCAAGGCGCAACCCAAUGAGGAUGUCUGCUGGGUUUUGAGAGACUUCAUCCCGAAAAUACGGAGGGCGGCUCGCUCAAGCCAAACGACUGCCCUGUUGCAGGAGACUGGGCCUGAGCUGGACCAUCCGCAAGCCAUCAAAGCGUUAGGAAAGAAGUUAUGUGAUCGGUGGCGCAACUCAUAUACUGAUUACUUUGCCUUCUUCCUCAAAAAGCGAUGGCUCACGCGCGGAUGGGUUGUUCAAGAAGCCGCCUUACCCAAGCCCAAGAACAUCGUUUUGCAAUGCGGCAAUGAACAAUUCUCAUGGUCUCGUAUCAACCAGUUAUCGGCUCUUAUAUUAAUGUUUCGUUGGGAUGAGGAGCUGAACGAUCGCCUCAGCGAACGACUACCUGACUGGAAAAAACGACCUGGCACGAUUGAUCGACUGUGGAAUCCGAUACAGAAUUCUCUGCCGGCCUUCAGCGGCGAUAAAGUCAUCCACCGAAUGGCUGAUUGGCAGAAUCAUCGUUGGGGAACCGCGACAGAUAGUGAAAUCCGCCAUGCCGAAGUCCUGCACACAUUCCACCGGCUGCGUAUCUAUCAAUUCGAAAAUCCAUUGGAUCACAUCUACGGCGCACUCGGUUUAAUACAACGCAUCCUCGGUCGGAGGUACGAGCUUGGUGUAGUGCCAAGCUAUAACAUACCGGUCGAGCAUGCUUACACUCAGGUUGUGACAUGGCUGCUUCGUCACCUACCCAAUCUUGACAUCUUGGGGCUGGCAGGCAUCGCAGAAGGUCGCCGCGAAAACCUCCCUUCCUGGGUUCCAGACUUUUCAUUCCAUGGUGCCAUUCACUUUACUUCACUUCAGCGGCUGAGACAGCUUGCAAAAUGGGGUCAUUAUUUCGACGCCUUCGAUGCCUCCCGUACCGAUCUCCGAUCAAGUCACCACGUGGCGCAGAGCGAAGGAAACACUUCGCUCAAACUGGAAGGUCUUCUCAUUGACAAAGUCGGAGAGGCACGAGGUCUAGAACAGUCCAGCCAUGGCAUCAUCACCAACGUUGCAUGGCUCCUCGACUUCUGCAACCAGCAAGGCUCCUAUGAGCACACUGGAGAGCACUUCGCCGAUGUGGCUGUGGCAACUUUGAGCGCCGAUCUCAAGCCAACGCUUGGAUAUGGAUACGACUCCAGGCAAUGGGUACAGAGAUGUGUUGCUUAUAAUGUCAUGACCAAUCACGGGGAUAAACCCACAGACCUUGAUGCGCUCAAUUUAUUAAGGAUGAGAAGCACAGGCCCCCAGUCUGCAGCCAACGACGGGCAAUUUAUGGAAUUGGAUGAUGCUCUUGAAAUGUACGCCAAGGAUGACUUCUUGUCAAAACUUUUGGAAGAUUCCAUUUCCAAGAUCGUACAAUUCAUAACUCCCGGAAGACAAGUUCUGAAGACGAAACAGGGUUAUCUAGGCCUUGGACCUGCAACGGCUGUGGCGGGGGAUGAAGUCUGGCUCAUCAAGGGAAGCCGAAUGCCACUGAUACUAAGAAAUACCAAAGCCACGCCGAUGGCUAAUGGGAACGCAGCGGGUGUCAAGGGAGAAACGCACGCUCUGGUAGGCGAGACUUAUAUUCAUGGCAUCAUGUACGGAGAGAUGUUGACUAAAGAUCCUACUGGAAAUUUCCAUUCAGUGGUGCUCAUUUGA
This is a messenger RNA of Colletotrichum graminicola M1.001, 2193 nucleotides long. RefSeq names its product heterokaryon incompatibility protein. The coding region runs from base 1 to 2193 and encodes 730 amino acids. NCBI's taxonomy places the organism in Eukaryota, Fungi, Ascomycota, Sordariomycetes, Glomerellales, Glomerellaceae. The record is from RefSeq and is a predicted model, not a curated record. The transcript has a single exon.